This is a messenger RNA of Penicillium odoratum, 972 nucleotides long. RefSeq names its product putative short-chain dehydrogenase/reductase family protein. Lineage: Eukaryota; Fungi; Ascomycota; Eurotiomycetes; Eurotiales; Aspergillaceae. The record is from RefSeq and is a predicted model, not a curated record. The coding region runs from base 1 to 972 and encodes 323 amino acids. The transcript is spliced from 2 exons.
AUGGCAUCUUUAUCUUUUGCUGCCGCCUUCGUGAACCCCUGUAACUAUAUCGGUGGAGUUGGCUUCAAUCCCGACAAUGAUAUUAUGGACUUGGCAGGAAAAGUUGUCCUAGUAACUGGUGGGAAUGCCGGGCUGGGAAAGGAGACAAUUCUUCAACUGGCCAAACAUAACCCGGCGAAGAUCUUUCUCGGUGCCCGCACAGAAUCCAAAGCUAUAGAUGCUAUCAAGGAAAUAAAAUCAUCAAUCUCAAAUGAUACUGAGAUUACUUGGAUUCCCUUGGACUUGGCAUCCACCGACUCAAUCCGCAAGGCCGCCGAGUCUUUCAACACUCAAUCCCAACGACUGGAUAUCCUAAUUCUAAAUGCGGGUGUCAUGGCUCUUCCCCCAGGCGAAACAGAUCUAGGCCAUGAAAUCCAGCUCGGAACAAACCAUACCGGGCACUUCCUCCUGACCAAGCUUCUGCUUCCAACGCUCCUGAAGACGGCAGAGGAGCCCCACUCCGAUGUCCGCGUUGUAUCCCUUUCUUCGGUUGGACACAACAUGGCUCCAAACUUCAGUACAAUGAUCGACCAGGAAAAGCUUAAGCAGGUCAAUACAAAUGCUCGGUAUGGAGCAUCCAAAGCUGCAAACAUCCUUUUUGCUGCUGAACUCAGCCGACGAUACCCAUCCAUCACCUCGGUGUCAGUGCAUCCAGGAGUGAUUCUCACCGACCUGUAUCAGUCGGUCGGCUCACGUACGCCUUUCUUUUCAGUGGGCUCCAAGGUACUGCAGCUCGUGGGAUCGACGGUUCAACAGGGAGCGUACAAUUCACUGUGGGCGGCUGCUGGGGCAAAGAAGGAGGACCUUGUGAACGGUAGUUACUAUGUUCCUGUUGGAAACCUGAAGCGCGAUAACAAGUUCGCAACUAGUAUUGACAUGGGAAGACAACUAUGGGAGUGGACAGAGGCUGAAUUGAGAAAAGCAAACCUGUAA